AUGGGACGUCCCGAUCGGGAAGUCAUGUGCUUGGCAGCAAACCAUGGUCUGGAUAACAAGCUUACCACGAAACCUCCAUUAGCUGUCGCAGUAUGCCACUGCGUCACAGCUUUCCCCCAACCUCAAAGCACUUCCGACUGUCACGAAACCAAAGCAAGCAAUCAUACCAUCACCACCAUCGCCAUGGCCAUGGAGUCGCAAACUCCACCUCCCUACUCAACCACCAAUGAUGGCAGCCUGCCCUAUCCCGACACAGCUGCGCGCAAUACUCUGCUCACUCAGCUCGCUCGCCAAGCGAACCUAUACUAUGGCCCCAACUGGCCGGCCGACUCUCCCCCCGAACCGCACGCUGCUCUCAGCCGCGAGACUGAAAGAAUUCGCAACAUGAUGGAAUUCACAUUGUCCGUGGACUACCAGGGCUAUACAGGCGCCAGGAUCUGCCCGGCGGAUCGAGUACAUUUCCACCGUAUGGUCGAGGCUGUGUGCAAACUGAAGCGCACCGUAUCGCUCGAUAAAUCGGACCCCGAGGUCAGACCCUCGCCUGAAGAGCGUGAGACACUGGCUGCGUACUUCUGGAAGUAUCUUCAUGAGCCCUGCAAGACGCUUGCACUGCCGCUGGAUACCGUCGUGCACAACAUUAUGUGCCUGGACCAGUUCACCAGCUGUCUAGGAGAGUACAAAGGUUCCGUCUUUGGCGUGCUCCACCAGGACGGCCUCGAUGGCCUUGCGGAGAAGCUGUACAUGGAUCGGGAAGUUCUCGUGCCCAAAGUCUUCUCGGACCAUCGCGCCCGACAGGACAUGAUCGAGGCGGUCAAGGCGGUCGAAAGAAUGUACUUCAAUCGUAUUGAAGGCGUGGAACAGAUUACAUACUCCAACCCCCAAAGCUACUACAGGGAUUUCUGCAGGGUCAAGUACGAAGCCAACGAGCGUGGCUUGUCCUACGCGUUGAGCCGCAAGACUGCCAUUGCUCGGGCCUACGAAUUCGUGUCCGCUCAUCACUGGAUCAAGGUCAUAAGCUACCUGACGCCGUGCAAAUAUGGUAGCUGUGGCCGUACGUAG
Molecule: messenger RNA, 1059 nt
Organism: Zymoseptoria tritici IPO323
Lineage: Eukaryota; Fungi; Ascomycota; Dothideomycetes; Mycosphaerellales; Mycosphaerellaceae
Exons: 3
Coding region: 1-1059 (352 amino acids)
Source: RefSeq, a predicted model, not a curated record